AUGGCAGAGCCCUCGGUCUCAGUACCCACUGCAAAAAUGGCGUCACUUAGCCGGGUUCGAGCCCUGACUUUAAUUUUUUUAACUGUCAGCGGAUACUUAAUUGCCCCGACAAGUGGUAAGGAGGGGAGCGAGGAGACGGUCAUCAUUGGACUACGGCUGGAGGACACGGACGACAUUUCUUUCAUGGAUAAGGGCUUUCUGCGGGUCAGUGAGAGAUCUCGGGUGAAACUGAGGAUCUACGGCCAAAACAUAAACAACGAGACGUGGUCCAAAAUUGCCUUCACGGAACACGAGCGGUCCAGAGUCAUCGGGAACAUCGAUAGCUCCACUGGGGACAACAAGAGCCAAGAGGAGACGUCAGGAUUGCAUCCCUGUGGGAUCAGGACUUCGGAUAUAAUUAUUCUGCCCAACAUAAUCUUGAAUCGUAAGACUUCGGGGAUUGUUGAAAUUGAGGUCAAACCCUUGCGAAAGACGGAGAGGAGUAAAUCGUACUACCUGUGCAUUGCCACUUCAGCACCUGCUGUUGCCGGAGCGCACGAUCCGUGGACGGAAAACACUUGGAUCUAUCACGAUGGGGACGACACGAGAGUGAUAGUGGUAGAGGAGAGAAAGUUCUUGCUUCCUUUUUGGCUGCAGGUGAUAUUCAUUUCCAUGCUGCUUUGCCUCUCCGGGAUGUUCAGCGGUUUGAAUCUCGGACUUAUGGCACUGGACCCCAUGGAGCUUCAGAUUGUUCAGAACUGUGGAACGGAACGAGAGAAGAACUUCGCCAAAAAAAUCGAGCCGGUUAGAAGCCAGGGGAACUACUUGCUUUGCUCUCUUCUGUUGGGGAAUGUCCUGGUGAAUACCACAUUGACGAUUUUGUUGGAUGAUAUUGCGGGGAACGGGUUGAUAGCGGUCGUGAUGUCCACCAUUGGUAUUGUCAUAUUCGGCGAGAUUGUGCCUCAAGCUAUAUGCUCCAGACACGGUCUCGCUGUUGGUGCUAACACAAUAUUGCUAACCAAAUUUUUCAUGCUUCUGACGUUCCCGGCAUCGUAUCCAGUGAGCAAAUUGUUAGAUUACCUGCUGGGACAGGAGAUAGGCACUGUGUACAACCGAGAGAAACUCCUGGAGAUGCUGAGAGUGACGGAUCCGUACAACGACCUGGUGAAAGAGGAGUUGAACAUCAUCCAGGGCGCGCUGGAGCUGAGGACUAAGACCGUGGAGGAUGUGAUGACACCGCUGCGUGAUUGCUUCAUGAUCCCGGGCGAUGCCAUCCUCGACUUCAACACUAUGUCCGAAGUCAUGGAAAGCGGCUACACGCGUAUCCCAGUAUUCGAGGGGGAGCGGUCCAAUAUCGUGGACCUGCUCUUCGUGAAGGAUCUGGCGUUUGUGGACCCUGACGACUGCACGCCGCUGAAAACCAUCACUAAGUUUUACAGUCACCAAUUGCAUUUUGUCUUUAACGACACAAAGUUGGACGCUAUGCUGGAGGAGUUCAAAAAAGGUAAAUCCCACCUGGCCAUCGUCCAGCGAGUGAACAACGAAGGGGAGGGGGACCCGUUCUAUGAAGUGUUGGGCAUUGUCACCCUGGAGGAUGUCAUCGAAGAAAUCAUCAAGUCCGAGAUAUUGGACGAAACAGAUUUGUACACUGACAACAAAACAAAAAAGAAAAUUACCCAUCGGGAAAGGAAGCAAGAUUUCUCGGCCUUCAAGCACACCGACAAUGAAAUGAAGGUUAAAAUAUCACCUCAGCUUCUACUGGCUACUCUGCGUUUCCUAGCAACAGAGGUGGAACCCUUCGGCCCGGCGCAGAUGUCGGAGAAGAUCCUGCUCCGGCUCCUGAAGCACCCGAACGUCAUCCAGGAGCUCAAGUACAACGAGAAGAACAAGCGGGCCCCGGAGCACCAGCUCUUCCACCGCAACAAGCCCGUCGACUACUUUAUCCUCAUCCUGCAGGGGAAAGUCGAAGUGGAGGCUGGCAAAGAGGGGAUGAAGUUCGAGGCCGGCGCUUUUUCCUCCUACGGAUUGAUGGCUCUCACAGCCAAUCCAGUUCCCCUCUCACUGUCUCGCUCCUUAAUGGUCAGUAGAGCAGACUCCCUAGCUGGAUCUCCAGAGAAUAAGUCUCCUCCACGACCGUUUGCCUUAAACCACUCCGACUCCCUGAAUCGCAACGAGCGGAUCGACACCAUCACACCCACACUGGGCAGUGGCAACAACCAGCUCAAUGCCUUCCUGCAGAUCUAUGUGCCCGACUACUCCGUGCAAGCUGUCACGGACAUACAGUACAUCAAGGUGACUCGGCAGCAGUACCAGAACGCUCUGAUGGCCUCGCGCAUGGACAAGACGCCCCACUCGUCGAGCACCGAGGGCGAGUACACGCGCAUCGAACUGACUCUCAACGAGCUGCAGGACGGCCCGCUGGUGGCCGACGAGACCGCCUCGCUGCUGCAGCACCAGCACAAGCCCAAUCACACGGCCCACAGCGAAGGGCCCAUAUAA
Sardina pilchardus (European sardine) is the source of this 2478-nucleotide messenger RNA. It is a transcript of the gene cnnm2b, whose product is annotated as cyclin and CBS domain divalent metal cation transport mediator 2b. Gene Ontology annotation, cellular component: plasma membrane; cytoplasm. The record is from RefSeq and is a predicted model, not a curated record. Gene Ontology annotation, molecular function: magnesium ion transmembrane transporter activity. Lineage: Eukaryota; Metazoa; Chordata; Actinopteri; Clupeiformes; Clupeidae. Gene Ontology annotation, biological process: magnesium ion homeostasis; transport; intracellular manganese ion homeostasis. The transcript has 9 exons. Bases 1 to 2478 code for a protein of 825 amino acids.